Brienomyrus brachyistius is the source of this 4993-nucleotide messenger RNA. RefSeq names its product uridine-cytidine kinase 2-A. Lineage: Eukaryota; Metazoa; Chordata; Actinopteri; Osteoglossiformes; Mormyridae. Bases 833 to 1621 code for a protein of 262 amino acids. Gene Ontology annotation, molecular function: kinase activity; ATP binding. The transcript is spliced from 7 exons. The record is from RefSeq and is a predicted model, not a curated record. Gene Ontology annotation, cellular component: cytosol; cytoplasm.
GGGUCGCGGGGGGUCCGGAGCCGAUCCCGGAAGCAAUGGGCACGAGGCAGGGAACAACCCAGGAUGGUAACUCCAAUUAGCCUCAGCAUGUUUUUGGACUGUGGGGGGAAACUGGAGUAACCCGGGUCCCAGAGGUGUGAGGCAAUAGUGCUAACCACUGCACCACCGUGCCGCCCCGAACAUGGGACAUUUGUUAAGUAAUCUGUAUAUUGCCUGUUUCAUGCUAAACAUAUUGUCUCGUAUUACUAUUUGCAUAGUAAGUUGUAUUUAUCUGCGACGUGUGACUCAAAUCAUCAUCAUGUUGCCCCUGUGACAAUAGUUCUUUACGCCACUUUGGCAUUAAAAAAAUAAAGGCGCGAUGGGAAGAUGUAUUUGCACUGCAGCGUAAAUGGCCGCAACGUUAGGUAAAAUGAUCCUUGCUGGCUGAACACAAGUAUGGUGUACGCAGACAUCCGGAUCACGAUUUGCACAUACAAAAACACGUUUCCGAUGUUAAGAUAAUGUAUCUGUGCCUGAGUUGAUGACUAUCAGUUCUAUAUUAGAUGGAUUAAUUCAGUCCACCUGCCACGACGGCCCGAUUCCUCGUGGAACAGCUUUUGGGUCCGCUCGCCGGCGACCGGAACGCGUUUAUCUCUAUCGGGAGUGGACUUGAACCCAGUCCAGUACUGGCGGGAGAUCCAGCGCUGGGAAGGAGCGCAGUUGUCAGCCGGAGCGCAGACGUGCAAGUCCAGAGGAAGCAAGGCAGACAGGAGAAGAGGAGGAGGAGGAGGAGGGCUGGUCGAGCAUAACCGCCUGCCUUCAGCACACGUUUAUCACUCAACGAGUUGCAAGCAUGGCCGGCGACAGCGAGACGCGCCUGGAGAAGCAGGGCAAAAACAGGAACGGGAUCCGGCAGCCGUUCCUCAUCGGCGUGGCCGGCGGCACUGCCAGCGGCAAGUCUUCUGUCUGUGGGAAGAUCAUGGAGCUGCUGGGACAGAAUGAGAUUGACCAUCACAAGCGCCAGGUGGUCAUCCUCAGCCAGGACAGCUUCUACCGGGUGCUGACUCCAGAGCAGAAGUCCAAGGCGCUGAAGGGCCAAUUCAACUUUGAUCAUCCAGAUGCUUUUGACAAUGAGCUGAUCAUCAAGACGCUAUGGGACAUAAUGGAGGGGAAGACCGUCCAGAUUCCAGUGUAUGACUUUGUCACUCAUUCCAGGAAGGAGGAGAGCGUGACGGUUUACCCGGCUGAUGUGGUACUCUUUGAGGGCAUCCUAAUGUUCUACUCGCAGGAGAUCAGAGACGUGUUUCAGAUGAAGUUGUUUGUGGACACGGACGCAGACACACGGCUGUCCCGUAGAGUGCUGAGGGACAUCAGCGAGCGUGGCCGUGACCUGGAGCAGGUCCUCGCACAGUACAUCACGUUUGUCAAGCCAGCCUUCGAGGAGUUCUGCCUGCCUACGAAGAAGUAUGCCGAUGUUAUCAUUCCUCGAGGAGCAGAUAACCUUGUCGCUAUAAACCUGAUUGUGCAGCACAUCCAGGACAUCCUCAACGGUGGGCUGACGAAGCGGCAGAACGGCUGCGUGAACGGCUUCAGCACGCCCCACAAGCGGCAGGCCUCCGAGUCUAGCAGCAGGCCGCACUGACCCCAGCCGGCCUCUCUGCAGCGAGCCAGCAAGAGAGAGAGAGAGACGGGGGUGGGGGCUACUUAGCUGUAUAUACUGCCAGUCAGCCACACUGUAUUUAAAGUGAGAAGAUGCAAAAACUGAAAAAGCCUUUAACUUUUCCCAUUUUUUUAAUUUUUGAGUUGAAUUACAUAUUUGGGGGGAGGCAUCUGUGUAGUAUGAUAGGUUAGUCACUACUUAAUUUUUUUUCCUUUUGUUUUAAUAGCCCCAACCAUGCCUUUUUACACUCCUUGAAGUGAAUAAAAUAGAGGAAGAAGGGGAGUCUAUUCGGGGCGGAGUUUGAGCCACUCCAAGCGUCUGGUUCGUGUUUUUCGUUUUUACAUCCUCUCCCACUCCUCUUUUUUCUCCUCUCUUGUUUUUGCUUUGUUAGGUUUGCUGUUGGGGGGGGGGGGGAAAUGCAGUUCCUCGUUGUUAGAGCCUGGGGUGAGCGGACAAUGUUAAUGACAUGAAGCUUUAGCCAGAACUCAGGACACCAGAGAAUAUUUAGAAACGUCUUAUGCACAAAUACCAAUGCAAUCCACAUCCCUCUCCCUCUGUGCCAUUUUUACUAGCAUUGAUGUGUCUGACUGGGCCUUGGUGAACAUUCCCCUGCGCUUCACCCAAAAUUCUGUGUUUCUGCUUUUGUAUGGAUAUGUGAAGGGCGGGCAGGGAUUGAAAAUGAUUGGUUGUGGCUGUUGCCGGCAAGUCUGAUGGUGUCAUGGCCAGUUCUGGUGACGUGGGGGGGAUCUGCUCCUGUGUUGUGUGUUGAGACUGCAGAAGAUCCUCUUGGCUUCAGACUAACAAAAAAAUGGCAAGGUAUGCUGCACUGCACUGGGAUGGUCGGUUCCGAUGCACGCUUUGAAUAAUGAUGAUUUCAGAAUGCUUAGUGGUCAGUGAGUUUUGGAACCAGUGGGGCAAAGGGUCUGAUUAGCCUGGAUCACUAGCGACUUGGGGCAACUGUGUCCGACAAAGCCUGUCAUAUCCAGCAGGUUCGGAAACAGACCUCCACUGUGUGGUCUAGUUUCCGAGUUUUUUUUGUUUAGUUUUUUUUUUUUCCCGCGUUGAUGGAUGAACCCGAAGAUGCUGUUUUGGAACCAGGCCGGUUUACAGCCUCACAGUCUCCCUGAGCUCCAGUAGCAUAGUAUUUACUCCGCAACAGCUUUAAAGUGUUCUUUGGUUCGGGAAGCACCUCCUGCUGUUGUAUGUUGGGACGUUAUCCAUGUCCUCACUUCUUGUGGGAUAUUCCCACAGUAGACGACGUAAUCUUGGAUCAAGACAGAUCACCAUUGGGAGCUACCCCUUAGAAAAUUCAAAAAGAAAAUUAAAAUAAACAUGUUUUUACGCCAAAACUUUGAAUAUCCGCUGUCUCUCUUUGCAGAUCGAUAUUUCAAGCAAAAUAUUUUCCCUUUAGUGAGGGAAGUUUGCCGCCUUUUCUCUGCCGCUAAGAAACAGGGUAGCUUAUUAAAAAGUGAAGCGGGCGGCUUUUAGUCAUUACUGUGGCUGUAUUUAUAUGAAGUGAUGUGCACACUUGCUGUUUUGUAAGAUAAAUGCAAACUAAAACUUGUAUAGAUUAGGUCUGGAGUAACUGAUGGGGGUCAGUGUUCAAUAAACUGGGUCUAAUUAUAGAGACCAUGAAAAUUCAGCCUUUUUGUGACCCAGUGUCUAAAUUGCUUUGUGUCCUUUUGUCCACAACUGAACAGUAUUAAUGUCAUUACUAAUGGAAAUCUGCUCAAUAUGGAGUAUUCCCAAUUAAACAGCUUGCCAGUUUGCCUCACACAUUACUUGUUUUACUGUUUGUUUCUCAUCCUUCUAAUGGUCCUAUGGCUCAUUAAAGGUGCGGAACUUCCCCCCCCCCCCAUCCACUUCCUCUGAGAAAUGUUCAUGGUUUUAUGUACCCCCAACAAAGAAAGCUGUGGCAUUUUUCAUGUUUACUACACCCAGUUUGGCUUUGGGUGGGGCGUGGUCUGCCCUGCGCAGCCGUCCCAUACAGGCUGGCGGAUUGUGGUGCGCUUAAGGAGCUGGACUUUUCUCUAACAGGUGACCCUGCUUUUCUGUCCUCGUUUAACUGUCCUUAAUUCUAGUAAGUUACCAAACUGGCACAACUGAUGCUUCAGGAAUGUGCCUACCAACCAAAUAAUGUGACAGUCUAUUAUUUUAUAUCCCUGUUCAUUCAGAAAUUAUCGCUGUCAGAUGACAUCCAUGGGGAAACGUUCUUUCAACUGACAGGGUAAAGGCAAGGUACUUGAGUGUCAUGGGACGCCUAGCUGGAUUGCUGAUGUGCAAUGUUCUUAUUUUUUCCCGCUACGUGUGUAUUGAUUCUGGGUCUGCGCACUAUGCAUGCGUGAUUUAUGUGGUGAUCCUCUGGGGUGAAUCGAGAAACAUGCAACGUGUGACUAAUUGUAAAAAAAGAGGGAAUGUUUUGUUCCCUCUACUCCUUGUACAAUUAUGUGGACAAUCCAGAAAUAGACUGCAACACCAGAGACGAUGCAUUAUGCCUUACAGAAUUAACCAGGUUUUGUGCAUUAUACUCUGAUAUCCUGACUCAACUGUUGUCCAUUUUGUCCUCAUUGUCCUGUUCAGUAAAUCUAUCAGUUUACUUACCUCCCACCUUUGUGACGGAAUAAAACACAUGGUGUCGGCUGAUUGAGAAACCCCAAGAUCCUGUACAUGAGAUGACCAGAACCAUCAACUGGAAAUACCUAAAAUGUGCUCUUCAAAGUUGUGUAUUUUGUCGUUUUCUUUCAAAAUGUGAAUCUGGUUCAUACAAUGUGAACACAGAACUAUUAAGGGUUUAUGGGAAAAUGUAAGCAUCUUAAAUUCCUGACUUACAUGCAGUAAUUUACUAUCAAUUCCAUUAUGUUACCGUUGGCAAUUAAGCGUUUUAUAACUCUCACGCUGUUAAAAAUUGAUCGAUAGAGUGACAGCGGAUUUAAUGGGCACAAGCUUCCUGUAGUUCGUUAAUAGCACGCCAGAAAAAGGCUUUAUCAGAACUUCAAGUAUCCCUUUGUGCCAGGAUUCGGGCAUGCAUCAUAUAUCACUAACAGUCUGCAAUGAUGAUGUACUGUCUUCUAAUAUUCUGCAGGUAUUGUGAGGUGCUAUUUUAUACAGCUGUAUGUUGUGUGUUAAUAUAUUGUAGCGAAGGGUGCCUUCACUGUGUGAAUUGCUGUGAGCGGUUCCCUGUGCGUUGGGAGACUGGGGGAAUUAUGCAAAAGAGGUGCAGUGGUUUGUAGGGGAAAAGGGAUUUCCGUGAAGGAAGCAGGUGUCAUGAAAGUGGGCCUGCAUUGGGAAACAGGGUACUGGCAUUUUUUUCUCUUGGUGUUAACUGGAUUUUUCAAUAAAGCAAUAUGUCUAAUA